Aspergillus uvarum CBS 121591 is the source of this 378-nucleotide messenger RNA. RefSeq lists its product as uncharacterized. Bases 1 to 378 code for a protein of 125 amino acids. The transcript has 2 exons. Lineage: Eukaryota; Fungi; Ascomycota; Eurotiomycetes; Eurotiales; Aspergillaceae. The record is from RefSeq and is a predicted model, not a curated record.
AUGAGCAUACUGCAGUGGUGUUACAUGUUUGGUGUCUUGAAAAAGCUGACAGUCUCUGCCAUUCUUGUCCUGCGGGUCAAAGCGAUGGGUGACAUGCCUCAUCCCGAACGGUAUAUUGCUGAUGAGCAAUCGGGAUUUGCAACAUCGCGCUUAUCUAAUUGGCACAGCGGCUACGACGAUGGCAUCUGGCUCGAUGAUGGUCAUGGGGAUAUCGAAAAUGUUCGUCGACUCCAGAUGCAUCCAUGGAUCAUUGACCAAUUUGACAACCAAGACAACGAGCCAGUUGAGGAGGCCAAGGACCGUGGCUUGAGUGUGGAAAGCAUUCUGCAGUGGAACGAGGAGGUUGAGAAGUAUCGAGCCGGAAAUGGCACACCGUGA